Molecule: messenger RNA, 1451 nt
Organism: Caretta caretta (loggerhead turtle)
Lineage: Eukaryota; Metazoa; Chordata; Testudines; Cheloniidae
Gene: PRR15
Product: proline rich 15
Source: RefSeq, a predicted model, not a curated record
CGCGGAGAGCGGCCCUGCUGCCGCUGUUCCACCCCGCCGGGCCGGGCUCCGCAGCAGCCAAUGAGCUUCCCCGCCGCGGGGGGAGCGCCAAUGGGCUCACCUCCACCUGCCUCCUGCCCACACGCGAGGUACGCGGCCGGGCAGGCUGGAGAAAGCGAGGCGGGCGGGCCAAACCAAGUGUCCACUGAAACGCAUCCGCCUCGCAGCCUGUCUCCGCCGCCCCGGAGGGAUGGAGAGGGGCCGGGCGGCUCCUCCGGCGGAUGUUGCCCGAAUGGCCAGUUAAGGAGCGGCUGGGAGGCUCACCUGCAAAGCGGGCGGGCGGGCGCCUGAAGGUCUGCCCCGGGCUCUCUCCCCCGGCGCUGGCAGCAGCCUGUUGCAUUGGCAGCGGGAGUUCCCCUGGGAGCCGGCUACCUGCGCUCUCCGCCCCGCAGGGACACUCGCCGCGGCUCCCCCUUGCAGGCGCGGGCCCUAGGGCGGAGGGAGCCUCGCCGCCGGCCCUCGCAGAUUCCCGCCAGGAGCCGCGCCGCGAGCGCCCCGGGGAGUUCCCUGCCUCGCGAGUGCUCGCAGCCCAGGUGAGCCGAGCCGGAGCAGGGAGCGGCUGCCUCCUGCCCCAGCGGCGGUGGCUGGGCGCCGGGAGAAGAUGGCUGACAGCACCGCGACCACGGGCUCCUGGUGGAAAGCGCUGACCAGAAGCAGGAAAAAAGCCAAAGAGGGGCUGGUGGCCGGAGCGCCGGCGCCCCCGGCUGAGCCCGCCCUCCCGCCGGCGCCCCCCGGCCCGGACUGUCGGGAGAACCAGCAGCCCAACUUCAGCAGCAGCGAGCCCAAAUUGGGCGAGAAGCCUGGCGGCGGCGGCGGCAACCGCAGAAACCUGAAGAUCUCCCACUCCGGCCGCUUCAAGGAAAAGCACAAGGUGCGAGCCCCUCUGCUGGCCGAGAGCCCCAAGCUGUUCGAGGGCAGCGCGCCCAGCCACGCCAGCGAGGAGAGGCAAUAGCUGAGGCUGUGUGCUGCCGUACAGCCUCCGUCUGACCGAGCCUGGCCCCUGCAGCCAGUCCCCCAGAUCUCGCUUUUCCCCCAAUCACAGAGUCACGGCUCCUUGGGGGCUAGAGGAGGAGACACCUGCUGCUUUGGAAACGCCUUGGGUGCCCCUCGUCGCUAGGAGGAAGCCAUCUCUCCCCGGGGGGCGCGGUGACCCCGCUGUAACCAGGCCAGGGACGCGCCUAUUCUCUCGUUCGGAUUCUGAAUUUUGGAAACAAAAAUAAUCCCAGCGCCCUGUGUCUCUGUUCCUGGCUGCUGCACUUUGGACUGGACUAUCGCCCUCGCUGGCUGGAGUUGACAAGUGCUGCACUGCUGCUUAUUUUAGGGGGUAGAGCGGGAUACCUUUCUUGAUCAAAAAUAGCUCGAGCAAAUGGGGAUGGGAUUUAAUAAUGAAAUAAAGAUGAAGUGUAAAUGCA